AUACUUCCUUAAAAUUUUAAUGGCUAUUUUAUUUAAAUGAUGACUCCCAGGAUACACCCUGGAAAUAAUAUGUUAAUUACCUGCUUAUUAAAUUGUUCACUGACUACUAAUUACGUAAGUUUAACAUCCACAAUAUCACAACAUGUUAAUCUUCCGUGAUGUAAAGUUAUUUUCUGUCUCAAUACCCUAAAUCCUUCAUGUUAUUAGUUGAAGCAAUCAUAGGCUAUCAAUUAGCCACAAUCUCUUGGACAGCAGAGAUUAAAUUUUUAAGUCUCUUAAAUCUCUAUAAGUUCUCCUCUCAAAAGGCAAUGAUGCUGCAAAUACUUUUGUUCACAUACACAUCCACACCCUAUCUUUGCAGAAAUAGGCUGGAAGUGGGUUAGAUAUGAUUAACUAUUAUGCCACUGCUUGAUUGAACCAUUGUGACAGGUGACCCCUAUGGAGAAAUAGGGCUAAGACGAAAGCCUUAGAUGUACUCUGAUAAGAAGAACAUCAUGAGAAUAUUCCACAACUGUUUAAAGGGAUACAAUACGGACCCCUUUAUUAGACAUAUUUAUUCCACGGACCCUCCUCCAAAAAUAUACUAGCAGGUUCAACUGCACUUCAGCUAACUUUCUCAUCUGAUGGACACAAAUGGAUAAACAAUAAAUGAGAUCUACGCACUGACAAAGUUAGCCUACCAGACCAUGUUGAAAUCUCAUAACUGUGUGAAAUCCUUAUGCAACCAUUCAUUGGUUGCAUUGUUAAAGCACCCUUGUUGAGGCCACCCUAUUAAUAGAGAGACACUGCAGCAAGAAUCUGACCAUAAGAGAAGAGUAUAAAAGCGUAGUAAAGGGUGGGACAAGUGCAAUCUGCCCCAUAGGGAUUGAUAAGGAAAGAUGUGGACUUCAGUGGUCGCGAUCCCAACGUCUUUCUCUUGGCUGUGGAGCCAGGUCUGUUGGAACAACCUCACAAUGUUGUUCAUUUCUGUCAGUCUGCUUGCUCUUGCCCUGCUGUUGGAUUCUAUGAAGAGGAGGAAGAGAUAUCGUCGCUAUCCUCCAGGACCUACCCCUCUGCCUUUCAUUGGGAACUUGCUAGAGUUUGAAAGAAAAAAUCCACACAACAGCAUUCUACGUAUGGUGGAAAGAUAUGGACCAAUCCUAUCAUUCCAGGUUGGAUGGAAAAAAUUUGUAGUACUGAGUGGUUUCCAGACAAUAAAGGAGGCACUGGGACAAAAAGCUGAGAACUUCACCGAGCGAUCAUCAGUACCCUUGAUGGGCAUGAUAGGCCGUGGAAAGAAUUGUGAAGGAGUUCUUGUGGCCUCAUGUGACAAUGGCUGGAGGGAACAGAGACGAUUCUGUAUCUCCAACCUGAAAAGUCUUGGAAUGGGGAAGAAAACACUUGAAAAGAGAGUGUGUGAAGAAGCUGGAUAUUUGUGUGCUGAGUUGAAAGCUCAAGAAGGUUUUCCUUUUGACCCACAUGACUUCAUUUACACUGCAGUUGGCAAUAUUAUCUGUAUAUUAGCAUUUGGUGAUCGCUUUGAAUAUCACAGUAAAAACUUCCUGAACCUUCUGCAUUCAACUGAAGAGUUCCUAAAGGGAGCAACCAAAAUCUUGCCUCUGUGUCUUACUUAUAUAUCCUGGUUUUCCUAUCUUCCUGGACCUCAACAAAAAAUGAAGAAAGACUGGGAUGAUUUCAGUACAAUUAUAAAAGAGAUUGUGAAUGAACAUAAGAAAACGAGAGACUCCAACAAUCCAAGAGAUUUGAUUGAUGCAUUUUUGGAUGAGAUCGAAAAGGCCGAAGGGAACACGGAGACCAGUUUCAGUGAACAAAACCUCAUUCACCUUCUUCUUGAUAUAUUUGCGGCAGGCUAUGAAACCUCAUCUGCCACCCUCAUCUGGGGGCUUCUUUUCAUGGUCCUUCAUCCUGAAAUUCAGAAAAGAGUUCAUGAAGAAAUUGAUACAGUGAUUGGCAGAGUGAAAUCAGUCACGAUGGAAGACCGGUCAAGUCUACCGUAUACUACCGCCGUGAUCCAUGAAAUUCAGCGUAAUGCUGAUAUUGUACCAGUUGUAUUUCCUUAUGUGGCAUGCAAUGAUACUGAAGUUGGAGGGUUUGUCAUCCCUAAGGAGACAGUGGUCCUUAAUCAUUUGUCUUCUGUGCUGAAGGAUGAAACCAUGUGGGAGAAGCCACAUGAAUUUUACCCAGAGCACUUCCUCGAUGCAAAUGGGCAAUUUGUCAAGCGAGAGGCCUUCAUCCCUUUUUCUCUAGGUCGCCAUGCUUGCUUUGGAGAACCUUUGGCUAAAAUGGAGCUCUUCAUCUUCUUCACUAGCCUCAUGCAACAUUUUACUUUCAGCAUUCCUGAAAACGCCCCUAGACCCUCAGAGGAAAGGAUAUUUGGCAUGGCAGUCUUCCCAUCACCAUUCCAGAUCUUAGCAUUUCCCAGAUAAUGGACGAGAUCCUGUGAUGUUGCAUGUAGCACAAUUUUUCGGCACAUGGAAUUGCCCUACAGCUUCCCUAACACCAGACCCAAGAUUCACCCUGCUGUUCUGAUAGACCUUCCCCCAGCUAUUCAAUUAUUGGAAAAGAAUGGGGAGGAUCUGAGAAACAUUUGACAAGUUCCCAUCAUUAAAUUAAAGGACAUCUUAUGCUAAGGUCCGCAGGGGUUUUGUGGACUUCUGAGUAGAUGAUGUCAACAGUCCGCAUCUGGCUAUGGGAACAGGAUGAGAUACUUCUAUUAUCAUCUCCAGUUUCCACCAGCAGUAGAUAAGGAUUGGUUUCAGAAUAACUCAGUGAAUCAUAGAAUCAUAGAGUUGAAAGAGACCUCAUGGGCCAUCCUGUCCAACCUUCUGCCAAGAAGCAAGAAAAUCACAUUCAAAGCACCCCCGACAGAUGACCAUUCAGCCUCUGCUUAAAAACCUCCAAAGAAGGAACUUCCACCACACUCCGGGGCAGAGAGUUCCACUGCCAAAUAGCUCUCACAGUGAGGAAGUUAUUCUUAAUAUUCAGGUGGAAUCUUCUUUCCUAUAAUUUGGAGCCAUUGUUCCACGUCCUAGUCUCCAGGGCAGCAGAAAACAAGCUUGCUCCCUCCUCCCUAUGACUUCCCCUCACAUAUACAUGGUUAUCAUGUCUCCUCGCUGCCUUCUCUUCUGAAGUCUAAACAUGCCCAGCUCUUUAAAACAAUAAGUUGUAGUUAUUUUAAGCAUAUGUUUUAUGUUUUAUAUUUUAUACAGUAUUUACCUGGUUGUAAUACAUUUUUAUAUGUUGUUGUUUUAAUGAUGUGUCGGCAUCGAAUUGUUGCCAAUUGUACGCCGCCCUGAGUCCCUUCGGGUGAGAAGGGUGGGAUAGAAAUAUUGGAAAUAAAUAAAUUUACUUGUUAAAGUUAACAAUAUUAAAGGUUAGUAAAAUGUGCAGUGGUUUUUCUAAUAAAUAGCAUUAGAAAAUGUGUGCUUGGGCAAUGCUGGGCAUAUAAGGUAGAUAUUAAUAAAUAGUUGUCUUAGGUAAGUCAGACUCUUGGCCUCAGAGAAGCGUGCAGACAAUCCCAUUUAGAAUACAUUCUUAAAUUAUUGCCUGGGGCAAAUUACACAUGUUUGACUGUGAGUCACAUGCUCUCAGCCUCAGUAAAAGUUUUGUCAUCACCUUCCCCUCUAAAAUAUGCUUUAUUGUAUUGAUUGCCCCCUUGAAUGGUAAAGAGGUGCUGGCCAUGGAUUUCAGGAUUUUUUUAAAAAAAUUUUUUUGCCUCAUCCUAGCUUCAUGCUGGGUCCUUUCAUAGCCUAACCAUCUAAUGAUACCAGAUUUGGAUUUUUUCUUGGAAGUCAUAGUCUUUCAGCCUCAGAGCAAGGUGCAGACACACACACACACACAUAUCCACCUUCCAACAUAUAAAUAUUCAUUAAAUUGCAUGCUUCCUUAUUGGGUAGAUGUUUUGACUGUAGCCUUCAGUGCUGUAUUUUCUGCCUCAUGGCGCCGCAUUUCUAGAGCACUGCCCCUUAAACAAUGGGUCCCGACCCCAAAUGUAGGUGCAGCUCAAUGUUAGUGUUGUGAAAAUUUUGGCAACAGUAAAAGGUUUCUGAAUGGCACCUAGAAAUGUACAUUAAUCUGUUAAUAACAACCUACUAUAACACAGGCCGGGCUGUGGUACAGGCUGGUGAGCAGCCAGCUGCAACAAAUCACUCUGACCAAGAGGUCAUGAGUUCGAGGCCAGCUCGGAGCCUGUGUUUGUCUCUGUCUCUGUUCUAUGUUAAGGCAUUGAAUGUUUGCCUUAUAUAUGUGCAAUGUGAUCCGCCCUGAGUCCCCUUCGGGGUGAGAAGGGCGGAAUAUAAAUACUGUAAAUAAAUAAAUAAACCUGCAGAGUUUACAAUAAACUCUGCAGAAAUUGCUUCCGCUGUACUUAAUAAAAAGGAAAAUAAACUUUUUGGCAA
This is a messenger RNA of Anolis carolinensis (green anole), 4397 nucleotides long. RefSeq names its product cytochrome P450 2D14. Gene Ontology annotation, molecular function: heme binding; iron ion binding; oxidoreductase activity, acting on paired donors, with incorporation or reduction of molecular oxygen, reduced flavin or flavoprotein as one donor, and incorporation of one atom of oxygen. The transcript has 9 exons. Gene Ontology annotation, cellular component: cytoplasm; intracellular membrane-bounded organelle. Bases 879 to 2426 code for a protein of 515 amino acids. Lineage: Eukaryota; Metazoa; Chordata; Lepidosauria; Squamata; Anolidae. The record is from RefSeq and is a predicted model, not a curated record. Gene Ontology annotation, biological process: arachidonate metabolic process; xenobiotic metabolic process.